Molecule: messenger RNA, 895 nt
Organism: Hypoxylon fragiforme
Lineage: Eukaryota; Fungi; Ascomycota; Sordariomycetes; Xylariales; Hypoxylaceae
Exons: 3
Coding region: 168-785 (205 amino acids)
Source: RefSeq, a predicted model, not a curated record
UGGCACACUUACCACACUUACAGACAAUUUAUUUCUUUCUUUUCUUCGUUCACCACACUUGCUAUAGACUCUUACACAGUCCACUCACCUAUCAUUGACAUCUCACCAACUAUAACUAUUAUUAUACUUAACCUCACACAUCCCCUCAAUAACUCGGCAUCACCACCAUGGUCUCUGCCGAGAAUAAGAACACCUUAUCCGAGAAGGAGUGCCAGAUCCUGUGCAUGGCCUGGCGGUGCCUCAAAACCUCCCCCGAUAUCGACAUACCGAAGCUAGCCAAGAUGGCCGGCUACACCAAUCCCAGGAGUGCUAACAAUACUAUGCUUGCCCUCAAGAAAAAGCUCGCGACCCUCUACCCCGACGAAGCAGCAGCAGCAGCAGCAGCCGAGCCAGGGACUCCCGAAGCCCCACCAUCAUCUCCUCCUCCUCCUCCUCCCCCCAAGCAAGGCCGUGCCCGCAGGGGCAAGCGUCUGGCAGCUGAGAUGGACGGCAGCGACGGCGACGAUGAGAAGAUGAAGAAGAAUGUACGCGGCGCUCGGGCUGGUAGGCGGGGGGGAGUGGCUGCGAAGAUGGUUCCGGGGUGUAAUAGGGCUAGGGCUGGGGCUAGGGGGAGGGGGCGUCGUGUGCUGCGGGGUUGGGAGGGGGAGGAUAAGGAUGAGGAAGAGGUGAAGGGGGAGGAGGAGGGGGGGGAGGGGAUUAAGAAUGAGGAUGAAGAUGAAGAUGGGUAUGAGAUUGAGAUUGAGAUUGGGAAUGGGUUUGGGGGUGAUGAGGCGGUCGUGGAUUAAGUGCCUGAACUGAACUGAAUAUGGGGCUGGCUUGUUGGGAAGGGCGGACGGGAGUUGGUGGCCUUGUAGUGCGCGUGGUUAUAGAUACUAGGCACCUACAUACCCAGGGC